AUGGAACAGCUGAAGCAAAUUGUUCAUCAACGGGGUCAAGUGAAAGCAAGAGUUUCUGCCAUUGUGAAGAAGCUGGAUCAAGCUAUCGAGGAUACCGAUACCACGAGCCUUGCACAGCUCAAAGCCUUGGAAAGGAAACUUGAAAUCCACUAUGCUGAAUAUACGAAGAAGCACGAUGAGGUUAUGUCGAUCUGUUCACCUGGAAAGAUGGAGGAACAAGACACCAAGAUGGAGGAAUUCGAUGCUUUGCAUACAGAUGCUUUGGUAAAGUUGAAUCAGCUAAUAGAUUUUUUCCGAGAUGAUCCAGAGAGGAAGGAUGUUCAACGGAUAAUAGUUCAACAACAGCCACUAAAAGCACCAAUCCCGACAUUCAGUGGGAAGUAUGAGGAGUGGCCAAAAUUCAAGGCAUUAUUCAACGACCUUAUCGGAAGAUGUGGUGAUUCCGAUGCAACAAAACUCCAUUAUUUGGACAAAGCUCUCGUGGGAGAAGCUUCCGGUAUAUUGGAUGCCCAAGUUAUUAACGACAAUAACUAUGAGCGAGCGUGGGUAUUGCUAGAGGAGCGAUUCGAAAAUCCACGAGUCAUUAUCGAUACACAUAUUACCGACAUGUGGAAGGAUUGCGGUAUAUGGAUCAUCCCGUUGAAGGAACAGCUAACUUAA
This is a messenger RNA of Ochlerotatus camptorhynchus, 660 nucleotides long. RefSeq lists its product as uncharacterized. The coding region runs from base 1 to 660 and encodes 219 amino acids. The transcript has 2 exons. NCBI's taxonomy places the organism in Eukaryota, Metazoa, Arthropoda, Insecta, Diptera, Culicidae. The record is from RefSeq and is a predicted model, not a curated record.